AUGAAGGCUACGAGCGAUGGUAUCAACUCCGUUGGCAUAAAAACGAAAUUCCAUUUCCAGUUUAUAACCACACCGACAUCAGAUACCCCCGGGACCAGUUUAAUGCUGAACUUUGAGACAAAAAGAUACGUUUUCGGAGAGAUAACUGAAGGAACUCAGAGGGCUUGCAUACAACGUGGAAUUGGGCUGCGGAAAGUUCGAGGUCUCUUCCUGUUAGGGAAGACGACCUGGAACAAUGCUGGCUUGAUUGGCUUGAUCCUCACUUUGGCCGAUGUACAGCACGGUGAAGUUGAGGCUGAAAGUUCCACAAGACGUCCAAGACUCCGAAUAUAUGGAGGUCCAAAACAACUUCAUUCACUAGCUUGUGCUCGAAGGUUUGUCUUCCGCACAGGGAUGCCGCUGUCAGUGUACGAGUAUGAUACCAGGAUUAGAAGCAUCGACCCCGAACCGAUCUUUGCGGAUGAAAACAUCCGAGUAUGGGCAAUUGCUGUGCAUAACGCCGCUCCUUCCUCUUCCGUUUCAAUGGAUCUUGAGAAUGAUGAUGGCUUGGAUUCCGACCUAGAAACCGAAUCACAAAAGAAUCCCGUCAAUCAGUCACAGGAGAAAGCAGAUCAAGAUUUGCGGAGAGCUAUCGUCAAUGACAUGUUCGACUCUGGUUGGAAAGUAGAUCGACUUGUUGAAUCCAAGCUCAAGGACAUCAGGCUACCGGCCGUGGUAUGGGUGAGGAAUCCAGAGACGAAAACCUUGACAUCCCACACGGUUUUCGACAUAAAUAAUAUCAACCCUUUGACUCCAGAAAGUGACAUCUUGGUUCGAAAUCCCUGGCCUGCUUCUACUGUUGAAGAGCUCCCCCAAGCAUCUUACCUUCCAGGGAGAGUGGCCAUGUCGUACAUUGCCAAAGGCCAUGCCCAACGUGGAGCAUUUAACCCGAAAAAAGCAACUAGCCUGGGUCUAAAACCUGGACCCAAAUUCAGGGAACUAACGGCGGGCAAUAGUGUUGAGACCGAUGAUGGAGCCACGAUAACUCCCGAGAUGGUUCUUGAACCAACAAGACCUGGGAAAGGAAUGGCUAUUUUUGAUAUUCCCUCCGUCGGCUACCUCGAAGAUCUUGAGCAGCAAAUUGAGAACCAAAAUGAGGGGCUUUUCGAAGGGGUGGAUUCCGCAGUUUGGAUGACUCGCGGCACCGUUUUACAGAGUCCACGCUUCCAGCGGCUACUGCAGAAAUUCAAGCACAUGAAACACGUUAUUUCAGACCCGAGCCUUUGCGACGACUAUAUCACGCACGACUCCAGCGCGUUGUCAUGUAUGCGAUUAUCCAACAUCGCACCAGAGUUCUUUUCUGUACCUCGAUACACCGGAGCCAACGAUCAUCACCCUUGUUCGAUAGCCACGACGACAUCCAAUCUCCAUCAGUUACUCAAUGUAUCUGAAAAUGAGAUUGACGUUGUGCCGGCUCAGAGAGGGCUCAAAAUCCAAAUUGUGCCCGACCUCGUUAUCGAUGAUCGGGAAGUCCCUGCGAACCUCGAUCCCAACAAAGCUGAGACAACCAUGGAACCGGCAGUCCGAGAGAGUUUACCAGAUGACACGUCGCCAUUCUGCAAAGACAUUCUAACUACAACAUCAAGUCUGGACUUGGACGAACCAGAAAUUAUCACUUUGGGAACCGGUUCUUCGGCACCGUCAAAGUAUCGCAAUGUUUCUGCCGUCCUUCUCCGGAUGCCAAAUGAGAUGGGAAACUAUCUUUUUGACUGUGGAGAAGGGACAAUGGGUCAAUUGAAAUGCUUAUAUUCUGGUGAGCAAUUGGAUCAGAUAUUGGCCAAUCUCAAGAUAAUUUGGAUAUCUCAUCUCCACGCAGACCAUCAUUUGGGUACAAUAUCUGUCCUUCGGGCCGCGUUUGAAGCUCGGAGAAGACUUGCAAAGGCCGGCAAGCUAUGUCCAUCCCCGCCGUGCCUAAUCUCUGAGAUCAACAUGAUGGAUUAUAUGGACGAAUACCAAUCGGUUCUCGAUAUCCCGACCGAAUCUCUAUGCACCCCUGUCGCCUGCCAUUGGAUCGAAGGGAUGACAGUGCGUGGUGAAAAGUUUGAUUUCACACAGACUGAUAUUCCCAUCACGGAACUAAAAACCGUCCGAGUCAACCAUUGUCAUGGAUCACAAGCCAUCUCAGUCACGUUUUCCAGUGGUUUCAAAUUUUCCUACAGCGGCGACUGUCGUCCGAGCGAAACAUUCUGCCAAAUCGGGGCGGAUUCUGAUGUUCUUGUGCACGAAGCUACGUUUGAUGACGGCAUGGAGGGUGAUGCUAUGGCGAAAAAGCACUGUACAACAGGCGAAGCUGUUGGUGUUGCACUGGAAAUGAGAGCGAAGAAUCUCAUUCUGACGCACUUCAGCCAACGGUAUCAAAAGAUACCAGUCAUCAGGAAUAUUAAAUUACCGGAUCGAACCUCCGAAGAAGACCUCAUCGAUGAUGUUGACGGUGAGAUGGCUACCGGAAAUGUGAGUGGAGGUUUUGAAUCGAACAAGACUCCUCCGGCAUCUGGUUCUUCAACUUGGAUCGAGCCCGAAUCAGCCCGUAAUCUCAGUAUCGGAUUCGCCUUCGACUUGAUGCGCAUCAAGGUGUCACAGAUCCAGUCGAUGAAGAAGAUCUUCCCAGCGAUCACGAAAAUGUUCGAGAUUGCUGAAGAGAAACGCGAAAAGGAGAGGUUAGAGAUUGCAGCUGCUCUUGAGGAGGACAACGCACGCAAGAGGACAGAAAAGAUGAACAGGCGGAGAAAACAGAAAUUAGACGAAUGGGAGCAGGCGAAGAAGCAAGAGCGAGAAAUGUGUGCCAAAAAAGAACCCAUCGAUGCAGCCGGCGCCAAUGAGACGCCGAAUUCUGAAAUUGAAGCUGAAGACAACACUGUAAAUGGAAACGGCAACGAGACUGCUUUGCCUGUCUCAAGGAAAAGGCGGAAGACAAAUAGUAUGGUUGAAUAA
Molecule: messenger RNA, 2970 nt
Organism: Rhinocladiella mackenziei CBS 650.93
Lineage: Eukaryota; Fungi; Ascomycota; Eurotiomycetes; Chaetothyriales; Herpotrichiellaceae
Exons: 1
Coding region: 1-2970 (989 amino acids)
Biological process (GO): mitochondrial tRNA 3'-end processing
Cellular component (GO): mitochondrion
Molecular function (GO): 3'-tRNA processing endoribonuclease activity
Source: RefSeq, a predicted model, not a curated record